Molecule: messenger RNA, 5089 nt
Organism: Astyanax mexicanus (Mexican tetra)
Lineage: Eukaryota; Metazoa; Chordata; Actinopteri; Characiformes; Acestrorhamphidae
Gene: pfkfb2a
Product: 6-phosphofructo-2-kinase/fructose-2,6-biphosphatase 2a
Exons: 16
Coding region: 177-1793 (538 amino acids)
Biological process (GO): fructose 2,6-bisphosphate metabolic process; fructose metabolic process
Cellular component (GO): cytosol
Molecular function (GO): fructose-2,6-bisphosphate 2-phosphatase activity; ATP binding; 6-phosphofructo-2-kinase activity
Source: RefSeq, a predicted model, not a curated record
CAAGGCGGCCAGAUGAGAGCGGAGCUCUUCCUGAUACCAAAACAAAGCUCCUGAGAGUCUCUGUGAACCCGAGCUGAAGUGCAGCGGGUCAGACCUGGACUGCUGUGCUACUGAUGAAUAAACUACCUCUGCAGGUUUAGGCUCUUUUUAAUGCCGGCCUCCUCUUCCUGGCUAAAAUGAGCUCCCUGGCCGGCGAUGGUGACCUGAGCAAAGGGGAGGGGGACCCACCGAAAGCCAUGGAGAAACCCACCGACAGCAGGAAGACGGAGUCCAGGACCACCGAGAAAAAGUGCUCAUGGGCGUCCCAUAUGACCAACUCCUCUACGCUGAUUGUAAUGAUUGGUCUCCCGGCCAGAGGGAAGACCUAUAUGUCCAAGAAGCUGACCCGCUACCUCAACUGGAUAGGAGUUCCCACAAAAGUGUUCAACUUGGGAGAGUACCGCCGUGAAGCCGUCCAAUCAUACAAAUCCUACGACUUCUUCAGACACGACAACGCAGAGGCCAUGAAAAUCAGAAAACAGUGUGCUAUCAUAGCCCUGCAGGACGUGAAGACGUAUCUAAAUGAGGAGGGUGGACAGAUCGCUGUGUUUGAUGCCACCAACACAACUCGAGAGAGGAGGGACCUCAUUCUGGAAUUUGCCCAGGAAAAUUCUCAUAGGGUGUUUUUUGUUGAGUCAAUUUGUGAUGACCCUGAUGUCAUUGCUGAAAACAUUAUGGACGUGAAGGUGUCUAGUCCAGACUAUCCUGAGAGGCACCGAGAGCGUGUGAUGGAGGACUUUCUGAAGAGAAUCGAGUGCUACAAAGUCACAUAUCAGCCUUUAGACCCAGAUCAACAUGACAGAGAUCGCUCCUUUAUCCAGGUGAUAAACGUGGGUCAGCGUUUUCUGGUGAACCGGGUUCAGGACUACAUCCAGAGCAAGAUCGUCUAUUACCUGAUGAACAUCCACGUCCACACACACUCCAUCUACCUGUGCCGGCAUGGAGAGAGUGAACACAACAUCCAGGGCCUGAUCGGUGGAGACUCGGGCCUGUCAAACCGGGGAAAAGAGUUUGCUCGUGCUCUGCGGGGUUUUGUGGAGAGCCACAAGUUGGUGGACCUGAAGGUGUGGACCAGCCAGCUUAAACGGACCAUCCAGACAGCUGAAGCUCUGGGUGUGCCUUACGAACAAUGGAAAAUCCUCAACGAGAUCGACGCUGGAGUCUGUGAAGAAAUGUCCUACGACAUGAUCAAGCAUAUGUAUCCUGAUGAGUACGCCAUGCGAGAUCAGGACAAAUACCACUACCGAUACCCUGGAGGAGAGUCCUAUCAGGACCUGGUGCAGCGUCUGGAGCCAGUGAUAAUGGAGCUGGAGAGGCAGGGCAACGUGCUGGUCAUCUGCCACCAGGCCGUCAUGAGGUGCCUCCUAGCAUACUUUCUGGACAAGAGUGCAGAUGACUUGCCGUAUCUGAAGUGCCCCCUCCAUGUGGUCCUGAAGCUCACCCCUGUUGCUUAUGGUUGUAAAGUGGACAUGUUUGACCUAAAAGUUGAAGCAGUGAACACACACCGGAACCGACCUCUGCAGGGCUGUGAGAAACAGGACGUACCACCGGCUCUGCUGCGGAGGAACAGUUUCACGCCCAUGUCGAGUCGAGACCAGGUUAAGCGUCCGCGUCUCUUCAGUGUAGGAAACCCACCUCACACCCCCUUGCCUCCUGCACUGGACUCCACACAAGAGGCUGACGAGCUCGCAGAGAAACCAGAAACUCUUAACUGCUUCAGUGCCACAGACUCAGAUGACAACGUCCAAAAAUGAAGGAACAGGCGAUUAGGCCUCCACCUGUAUGACUCUUAUUGUACCAGUUACAUCAGCUCCACGCCCAAAACAAGCCGCUCCAGCAUGUGAUUCAGCUCCUCUAGCAGCACUCCCAUUACUCAGUGUGUCAAAGUGUCUAUCUGUAAUCAUCUCUAUCUGUAAUACUACUGACUGAUGCCACCAGCUGCCUCUCUAGUAACUGUAAUCAUGAUUUAUAUAUAUACAUCUGUGAGCUGUGUAUCUGAGAAGCUGACCUUUAAGAAUAACGUUCUUAUGGCUGUUCUUAUGAUAUUUGUUAGAUUUAAAACAUAGGAAUCAUAUAAAAACAUCAUUGGAGUCAACUGGAUGAUGUAAUCAGCGCAGGGAAAUAGCUAGGAUUGGGCGGUGUAACAAUAAUACAGUAAUAAAACAGAUCUCUCAAUGAGGACAACAUUUAAAAUUACAAUUUAUCUAAUGUAUCAAAAAAACAUGAAUCAUUAAUUUAUGUGCAUUAAAAACGGCCACAGGCCACUGUGGGAAAUGACUGAGUAGUGAAGUCAAAAACAAGCCCAGUGUAGUUGUGAGUUUAGUGACAUGCUCAAAUGAAAGGAAAAGCAAACAAACCUAGAUGAACUGACUAAAAACAGCAGAAAACACUCCCAAAACCGUCCAGUUCACUGUGUGCUCACAGAUCUGAGGCUUUAGCUUCUAAACGUGAGUGACUUACGUCUCAGUUAGCUGGAAGAACACAGUCUUUGCUGUGGUAUUAAGCCCGUUAACUAGCUAACUAAUCAUAGCACAGCUGGCCAGCUACGAGUUCAAACUCCACAUAAUCUGUCACAUUUAGCGUAGUUUUUAUUUUAAAUGCUGAUACUCAGCCCGAUGUAUGUGUGGUUGAGCAAGUACAGUGCUCCCUAGCAUUGAACAUCCCAUAAUAUCAGCCACUUUUGCAAAUUGCACUAUUUCUAACAGUGCUGUAAUUCUGCACGUAAAACAAAUGAGGGCUGUCAAUGUUAAAGUGUUAACACAUGCGAUACAUUUUUUUUUUUUACAUGUCCCACAAAAAUGGACAAAGCAAUAAGAAUAUGUACAUUAUUACAAACAUUAUUAAUAUUACGGCUGUUAUAAUUAUUAAAUUAAAACUUAUACAUAUUUUUAACUGUUAAUACAAGCGGUUUUAAGCCAAAAAAAAUGGUGAUGAUGACAAAAAUAUUAUAUAUAUAUAAAUAUAUAUAUAUUUUCUUUCAAAGUCAAACAACUCUUGGACAUUACACAUAUUUUUCUCACGAAACCUGUUUAUUUUGGUGUUUUAAGCGUUUAUUUAGAGUCAUCUUAGAUUCUCAGUGUUUGUUUAGUGGUGGCUGAAAUUAGGGGAGCUGUGCUAGCUAACCAAAGGCUAGUUUAGCGAGUUGGCUAAAGAACUGUCCAACCAUCAGAAAAAACUCAGUUUCAGCCUUCUUUUUAUCCAACAGCUAAAAUAUUUAUCAUUUACAUCUAAACGUUUAGAAGUGAGGUUUCAGUCAGUCAGAGUGUGUUCUGUGGUCAACAGAAUGUUAGCUAUUUUGCUAACUAAGCUAAUGCUAAUGCUAAGGUCUCUUCUGAUUUACGGCAGUUGUGAUGUCACUGAUGUCAAAGGUUACUUCCUUAAAGGGCCGGAGUUAUCCCAAAAUGACAGGGUUGAAAGGGAAGCUUUGGACAUGUUUAAAUAGCUUGUAAUUUUUAACUCCAAAAUAUACAAAAUAUUAUUUAAAGUAAAUAUUAACAUCCCUCUAUAUUUGUAAGGAUGUGUUCAUUCAGAGUAUAGUUAGAAAAAUGUAUAGUUACACAGAGUUUGUAUGAAUUUUAAACAGCUAUGCUCUGACAGAAAAGGCGUGUUAUACCGAUCUUGACUCCGGUAAUAUUUUGACACAGAAUGAGGGUAUGAAAAAAAGUGAAAAUAUGAAUACUGCCCAAUCCUAGCAAUAGUAGCUGAAAUUGAAAUGAAUGAAUGUUUUUUUUUGGUUUGUUGAGCCUUUAAUUACCUCACAUAUUGAUACUGCUGAUACUUUUUUUUUUACGUUUUAAAUUCCAAAAAAGCAUGGAAAUAGAUUCAUACAAAUCAUUAGUCAUUAGUCAAAUCAUUAGUCAAAACUGAGAAAGUGGACAAUCAGUUAAUCGGACAUGAUUAAAAACUAAAGGGAGUGGAAUCGUAAAUGAAUAUAUUAGCUCUUUGGUUGCUCUUGAUGUUUGUUGAGUCCUUGUUUUAUCAAUGUCUUCUUCAUUGCCUUCUCAAGUAUUAACUUUCUGAAGUUUGUCUUCCCUUUCUUUUCCACUAUUUGUUUCUGUUUUUUUUCUGAUUUUGUUAUCAUUUAGCCUUUUGGAUUUUUAUCUCUGAUUUUGCAUCACUGCUUUUCACCUAAUUGGGCAAAAGACGAGUAGUGGAACACAGCAAACACGCUUUGGUUGGUCUAAUUGUUGUGGUUUUUAGGAUUUUCUAUUUUUCUGCAUAAGUUUGACCUAAAAUUUUCUGCCUAAGUUUGAGUGAAAAUCUGAUGUUUGAGGUCUAACUUUUGUAGAAAUAGAGAAAAGGAUUUAAAAACUUUAAAGCAACACUGUAGAUGAGAGAAUAAGAUUCCAUGUAAAUCAAUGGUGACACAUGACUAAAUGCAUUAAGGGAUUAUAGCAUUAUGACUUUACAUUAUUAUAAGUAAACAUUCAAUAGUUUAUAAAUGAGAUACAAUUUCCAUCUAAAAAAAUGUUUAUUAGAGAUUUUAAAUUUGUGUUUUUACUAGUAAAAACUGAAUUACAGCUUCUCCCACAGGUGGCAUUUAAGGAUACUACCUAAAAUAUAUUUUAUAUAUGUUGCCUUUUACCCAGUAAUAUGUUGUACCCCCUUCUCCCCUGCUGUAUGAAACAUUAUAAAAUGCUGGAACAAAUGACUGACUUUGCAGGAACAUCCUUUUUCCAGCAUUUUAAUGGUAAUGCCUUAAUGUUGGACAGACAGACCUCAAGCCAGACUAAAUUGAAUGUUUUAAUCACAUCUUUCAGUGUGAUGUUUUUUUAUUUGAGAUGUUUUUAAUUUUAGAUUUUAUGAUGUAAUUAUUCUUCAGCUGCAGCUUCUUGUUGACUCCUUUUGGUGGACUGUGCUCAGGUUUCAUGACUACUGUUGUAUUUAUACUGUUGAAUGUCAUUUUCAUUGCUAGAAGAGUGGCUCUUCAUACACAGAAAAGGAAGAAAUGUUCAGUAUGUUUUUUGCUUCUUUAAUCUGUAUUUUUUUUUGUGUCAUGUGUUACGGUAAUGUGAAAAUGCAUGAAAGAGAUUAAACAUUUGAUGUCUAA